AACCCCUUGUCGUCUUCUGUCCACCAGAUGGCAGUACACGAAUGCUAGUUUGUUUACAUGUGCAUUUGACAUGUGGAUAUCAAAAUAAAUGGGAAGAACUCUAAGAAAUAGAAAACGAAUCGGGAAAAGGGUGGCACACUCUGCUUCUAGUGAUGAGCUUAUUGGCCUUUUUAAAUGGUUGAAAAUGAAAGUUAGGAACCAGAAAUUAAGACCCACAAUGUUUCAUGACACUGGUAGAGGAUUAAUGACAAAGAGGCCUAUAUAUCCAGGAGAUGUUAUCAUUGCUAUUCCCAAAUCAUUCCUUAUUACCAUGGAUACAGUAUUGAAAAGUGAAGUUGGGUUUUUAUUAAAAAGAUCCCAUUUGAAGUUAAAUCUACAACAAGCAAUGAGUAUUUUUCUCAUCACUGAAAGUGAAAAACAGGAAGAAUCAGUUUGGUGGAGGUACAUAAAAGUAUUACCAGAGACAUUUGACACUCCAGCUUUUUGGAAAUCUAGUGAUCUUUGUCUGUUAUCUAAAAAUGUGUACAAAAAGACAUUUGCUGCAUUGAACGAUUUGCAGACAUUUUAUGAUGAAAUCAUUUUAUUUUUGUCAAGUAGUAAAGAAGUCACGAUAACCUUUAAUGAAUUCAGAUGGGCGUGGUACUGUAUAAACUCUAGAUCGAUAUAUUAUGACUGUGACAGUUCUCCAUACAUCACUGAUACAAAUAAAAACAUAGCGCUUGCACCUUUCUUAGAUUUAUUAAACCACUCAACAACAGCAGAGGUUGAAGCUGCAUUUAAUAUGAAUAAUAAUUGCUUUGAAAUAAAAACCUAUAAUUCAUUUAGAAAAUAUGAUCAAGUAUUUAUAUCGUAUGGAGCACAUAGUAAUACACAUCUUUUAAUGGAGUAUGGAUUCAUUCUCCCUGAUAAUCCACAUGAUGUUUAUGAAAUAGAUUAUGAUGAAAUUGUAAAAGUAGCACAGAAUCUAAAUUUACAGUAUAUUGAUAAAAAGAAAAGAGUUAUAGAAGAGAAUGCCAUUAACAGAAAAUUAGUUUGUAGUAAGGAGGGUAUGUCAUGGAGUAUACAUGCUGUUUUAAAGAUAUUAGCGAUGGAUUUUACUGAAUUAAAGAGUUGGAAAUUAAUAUUUAAAGAUGAUACCAUAUCAGUAACAAACCAAAAAGCAGUUAAAAACAUGAGUCAGAUUAUUCUUCAACAAGAACUGCUUGAAAUAAGAAGUGUGUUUGUCAAGUUUCCAUCAAAGGACAAAAGCAGACUGACCCGACAUCAAAAUCUUGCACUGGAUUUGCUGACCAUUGAAGAAAAUAUUUUACAACAGUCAAUAAAGUUAUUACAAUAA
Molecule: messenger RNA, 1336 nt
Organism: Mytilus californianus (California mussel)
Lineage: Eukaryota; Metazoa; Mollusca; Bivalvia; Mytilida; Mytilidae
Product: SET domain-containing protein 4-like
Exons: 8
Coding region: 89-1336 (415 amino acids)
Biological process (GO): positive regulation of transcription by RNA polymerase II; peptidyl-lysine monomethylation; peptidyl-lysine trimethylation
Molecular function (GO): transcription coactivator activity; protein binding; histone H3K4 methyltransferase activity
Source: RefSeq, a predicted model, not a curated record